GGGAUGAAGAAAACAGACUGUGAUUGACUAUGUGGACCAUCUGGGUGAUCUUCUGGAUUUCAACUGUCCCGAUCAAAGCCAUUCCACCUGUCUGUGACCUUCUGAGUGUCCUGAAAAGGGAGGAAGAAAAGUGUGUGGAGACUCUGUCCCUGGAGGCAAGGAACAGAACGACUGAAAAUGAUCUGCUCCUGAGCUCAGGCAGAUGUGCUGGAAUGUGGGACAACAUGAGCUGCUGGCCUUCAUCCACUGUGGGACAGACUGUCAAUGCUCACUGCCCUGAAUUCUUUCAGAUGCUGACUGGGAAAAAAGGUUUUGUGUACCGAAACUGUACAAGUGAGGGCUGGUCAGAGCCCUACCCGAGACCUGACAUUGCUUGUGGCUACAAUGUCAACGACACAACCAACGAGGCCAGGCGCUCCUAUUUCAUGACCCUGAAGACCAUGUACACCAUCGGAUACUGCACCUCCCUUGUGACAUUGAUGAUAGCCUUGGUGGUCCUGGCCUCCUUUAGAAGGCUUCGCUGCACAAGGAACUACAUCCACAUGCAUCUCUUCACAUCGUUCAUUUUGCGAGCCUCAUCCAACUUCAUCAAGGAUGCUGUCUUGUUUUCCUCUGAGGACACAAAUUACUGUGGGGCAUACACGGCUGGCUGCAAGCUCACCAUGGUCUUCUUUCAGUAUUGCAUCAUGUCUAACUACAGCUGGCUCCUCGUGGAAGGACUGUACCUCCACACUCUCCUGGUGAUUUCCUUCUUCUCGGAAAGGAAGUUCCUCUGGUGGUUCAUCGCCCUUGGAUGGGGUGCCCCAAUGGUGUUUGUGGCAGCAUGGGCGACUGCUCGGCAACUCCAUGAAAAUAUUGGGUGUUGGGACAUUAACACUGAUGCCAAUACCUGGUGGAUCAUUAGAGGCCCCAUAGUUGUGUCUAUAUUUAUUAAUUUCAUUCUCUUUGUCAACAUUUUAAGAAUCCUGAUGAGGAAGCUCAGCUCCCCUGAAAAACGGAGCAGUGAUUUCAACCAAUACAAGAGACUUGCAAAGUCAACACUCCUCCUCAUCCCUCUCUUUGGGGUCCACUAUAUCAUCUUUGCUUUUUUCCCUGAGGAUGCAAGCAGUGGUACAAUGGAAAUUCAGCUGUUUUUUGAGUUGGCUCUUGGAUCAUUCCAGGGCUUUGUGGUGGCUGUACUUUAUUGUUUUCUUAAUGGUGAGGUUCAGCUGGAAGUUCAGAGGAAGUGGAGGCAGUGGCAUUUAAGCAAGCACUGGCGACAGCAUCUCAGCACCUCAGCCAGCAACGGGGGAAGCGGCUUGACUCAAGAGAUGCAGAUGGUGAGGUCCAGCCCCGCAGAGCACAGGAGAGGAACCCUCCAAAGGUCAAGUGUGCUCUAGCUGUGCACCCGAGGGUGCCUCCACGCCCAGACACACACGGCUGAGUCCCCUGCACU
Messenger RNA from Passer montanus (Eurasian tree sparrow), 1435 nucleotides. RefSeq names its product secretin receptor (gene SCTR). Gene Ontology annotation, molecular function: G protein-coupled peptide receptor activity; vasoactive intestinal polypeptide receptor activity; secretin receptor activity. Lineage: Eukaryota; Metazoa; Chordata; Aves; Passeriformes; Passeridae. The transcript is spliced from 13 exons. Gene Ontology annotation, biological process: brain development; adenylate cyclase-modulating G protein-coupled receptor signaling pathway; cell surface receptor signaling pathway. The coding region runs from base 30 to 1379 and encodes 449 amino acids. Gene Ontology annotation, cellular component: plasma membrane. The record is from RefSeq and is a predicted model, not a curated record.